CCGUAUUUAUCAAACAACUUAAGUCAUAAAUAAAACUUAAGUCAGUUAAAAAAACUUAGUUUUCUUGUUUUUUUACUUAAGUUUAGUGGAAAAACUUAAGUCAUAUUUAUCAAAAGACUAAGACUUAAGUUUUGUCAUUUUUUGACUUAACUAUUAAGACUCACCUUGCUAGGCUUAAAUCAUGUAUGUUUGACUUAAGUCAUGUAAAAUGGCUGCCAGACGCAAUUCAAGAAUAUUUAAUGAGAGAAGAGAUAUACUACAUUCAUUAGAUGACAAUGAACUGAUACAGCGGUACAGAUUUGAUAGGAACAGUAUUGUUUAUAUCUGUGAUAUCCUUGAACAGGAGUUGAGUCCUAUAACACAGCGGAGUUGUGCCGUGUCCUGCGUUACGAAGGUGCUUGUCACUUUGCGUUAUCUUGCCACUGGCAAGUUCCAAAUAUGUAACAGUGAUGACCAUGGUCUGAGCCAACCCACUAUAUCUCGGGUGAUUUUCCAAACGCUUGACUCCCUCACAAGUCACCGUAUCCUUCGUAGAUUUGUUACCUUUCCUGUACAACCCCAAGAAAUAAGACGCCAUCAACAGCGCUUCUAUCAGACUGCCAAUUUCCCGGGUAUUGUUGGGGUAAUUGAUGGCACCCACAUUCAAAUUCAGGCCCCAUCAGUCAAUGAGAAAGAAUUUGUCAACAGGCAUAAUUACCAUAGUGUAAAUACACAAAUAGUGUUUGACAGCGACGAUCAUAUUAUCGACAUCGUUGCACGUUGGCCUGGCUCAACACACGACUCCCGCAUUUUAACAACAAGUGGGUUAUGUCGGAUGUUCGAGGGGAACCGGCUACCAGUAAGUUGUCAUCUGCUUGGAGACAGUGGCUACCCUUGUCGGAGAUGGAUCCUAACACCAUUUUUGCGUCCUCUCCAAGGACCACAGACAAACUACAACAGAUCACAUAAGAAAACAAGGAGUUGUGUGGAGAGGGGAAUUGGGCAGCUGAAACGUCGGUUUCAUGUUUUACAUGGGGAAAUCAGACUUUCUCCACAGAAGGCGUGCAAGGUAAUAACUGCCUGUGCAGUGCUGCAUAACAUCAGCAAAGACAGGAAUGUGCCUAUGCCAGUUGUACAUGGAAACAGCCAAUCCGGACAGCUAAGGGCACAGAUGCAAGGUCUAUCAGCCAUUGCACCUGCAGCAACAGGGUUGAGAUAUCGGGAACAGUUUGCAAUCACCUACUUUCCAUGUAAGAUAUUUCCUGCUACUAUUAUUUGGCACUCUAAGUAUGCACUUAGUAUUAAUUUAAAUUUUCCUAAGGGACAGCCCAUUUGAUAUUCGGGGGUGGGUGGGAAAAAUACAUUGUUGCAAGGUGUUUUUCUAAAAACAAUUAGCUCAUAUUUUUAAAUAAUGCGAUAUCUGU
Haliotis rufescens (red abalone) is the source of this 1403-nucleotide messenger RNA. Its product is annotated as putative nuclease HARBI1. The coding region runs from base 209 to 1315 and encodes 368 amino acids. The record is from RefSeq and is a predicted model, not a curated record. NCBI's taxonomy places the organism in Eukaryota, Metazoa, Mollusca, Gastropoda, Lepetellida, Haliotidae. The transcript has 3 exons.